Molecule: messenger RNA, 375 nt
Organism: Exserohilum turcica Et28A
Lineage: Eukaryota; Fungi; Ascomycota; Dothideomycetes; Pleosporales; Pleosporaceae
Exons: 2
Coding region: 1-375 (124 amino acids)
Source: RefSeq, a predicted model, not a curated record
AUGCUUCCCAUCAAGACUCUCAUCACUGCCCUCGUCGUCGCUGGCAGCGCCUUGGCUCUUCCCGAGCCCGCGCCCGCCGAUGCGGUUGAGAACGUGGAGCGCGAUGCCGCUCCCGCCGCUGAGCCUGACAAUCUUGACAGGCCCAACAGGCCGGACUGCAGGUGCCACAGAGUCAAUAACCCAGGCUACUACUGCGGUUACUGCCAUUAUAGGAAUGAGCAUGGGAAUAACAACUGGGGCGGCUAUGUGGUCCUCUCUGGACGUGAAGACAACCAUAUGUACUGGUGCAGUAGGGACGGAGGUUGCAGGGACCAUGGCUAUCAACACAGCUGCGCGAGGCACAAUGGCCCGUGUGACGGUAGGAACCAUCCCUAG